Nymphaea colorata (pocket water lily) is the source of this 1372-nucleotide messenger RNA. Its product is annotated as zinc finger protein NUTCRACKER-like. Bases 56 to 1372 code for a protein of 438 amino acids. Gene Ontology annotation, molecular function: DNA-binding transcription factor activity. The transcript is spliced from 3 exons. NCBI's taxonomy places the organism in Eukaryota, Viridiplantae, Streptophyta, Magnoliopsida, Nymphaeales, Nymphaeaceae. The record is from RefSeq and is a predicted model, not a curated record. Gene Ontology annotation, cellular component: nucleus.
GCGGCCAUUAGAGAACCUCCCAACCUUGGCUGGAAAACCUUUUGAAGGUGGAGGGAUGUCGAGGGAAGAACUGCAGAGUGCUUUGUCGUCUUCAAUGUGUGGAUUUGCUCCGGAGAUUGCUGCUUAUACGAGCAAUCCGCAGCAGCAGGGCACGGUCAAGAGGAAGAGAAAUCUUCCAGGCACUCCAGGCAACCCUGAGGCGGAGGUGGUUGCCUUGUCGCCGAAGACUCUCAUGGCUACGAACCGGUUUGUCUGCGAGAUCUGCGGCAAGGGCUUCCAGAGAGACCAGAACCUGCAGCUCCACCGGCGCGGCCAUAACCUGCCAUGGAAGCUCCGGCAGAGAAGCAGCAAGGAGUUGAGGAAGAGAGUGUACGUGUGCCCGGAGAAGAGCUGCGUGCACCAUGACCCCACUAGGGCGCUUGGUGACCUCACGGGGAUCAAGAAGCACUACUGUAGAAAGCAUGGGGAUAAGAAAUGGAAGUGUGAGAAAUGCUCGAAGAGGUAUGCAGUUCAGUCUGAUUGGAAGGCACAUUCUAAGACUUGUGGAACCAAAGAAUACAGGUGUGACUGCGGCACACAGUUCUCCAGAAAAGACAGCUUCACGACACACAGAGCAUUCUGCGAUGCACUGGCCCAAGAGACAUCAAGAGUUGCACCGGACCCUUUUGUGGUGCAAGUUUCACUGCCUCCUACUUUUCCUCCCCUCAUGAGAGGCAGCGAUAGUCAGUGGCUCAGGGCCAUGGACGCCGGCCGGCUUCCUGUCUCCGGCCUGCAUCAACUUCUUCCGUCCAACCCGGCCGAUGGGUACACAAGCUUUCUUAACAGCUGCUUGGCGGCCAAAGGGUCCGCGAUGGAGUUCGGAAAUUGUUCAUCACUCUAUGGCGCGGGCUUGGUGCUCACCAGCUCUUCCUCUCCCACUGCAACAACCAGCAGAUCGUUCAGCACGCCUGCCAGCAUCGUCACAGCUUCCGGCCUUGGUGCCGGCAGCAGCAGCAAUAGGUUCCAUCAGUACCACCAAGAAGUCGCUCACCCUGCUUCUGCCCAUAUGUCUGCAACUGCACUGCUGCAGAAGGCAACAGAGAUCGGAGCAAUGUCGAUAACUGAUGCAUUUCUUCGCGGAAACUCGGCAGUACUGGAUCAAGGACCGCAGCCAUUUCUUGGAAACCACUCUGUGGGGCUACUGCAACAAGAACAGAGUCUUCAGAAAAACACAGAGCUCAGUAGCAGUAGCACUGGUACGUCUCGCAGCCUUAGGAGUGAGAUGAUGGUUCGCAAGCGCGAUAGUGGAGAUGGAGAGACGAGGGACUUUCUGGGUGUCGGCGAUGGUGGAAGCCUUUUCGUGAUGCCAAAGUCUAAUGUCUUCAUAAACUAG